Penicillium coprophilum is the source of this 1119-nucleotide messenger RNA. Its product is annotated as DXO/RAI1 family decapping nuclease. The coding region runs from base 1 to 1119 and encodes 372 amino acids. Gene Ontology annotation, cellular component: cytosol; nucleus. Gene Ontology annotation, biological process: nuclear-transcribed mRNA catabolic process; NAD-cap decapping. The record is from RefSeq and is a predicted model, not a curated record. The transcript is spliced from 9 exons. NCBI's taxonomy places the organism in Eukaryota, Fungi, Ascomycota, Eurotiomycetes, Eurotiales, Aspergillaceae. Gene Ontology annotation, molecular function: mRNA 5'-diphosphatase activity.
AUGAACCGGUCUACUUUCAACAUCCAGCCCCUGCACCGUUUCGGCGGCGCAAAUACCUCUAUCCGAAGACCAAGAGAAAUUGCUUGCUUCUCUUAUGAUGGUCAACGUCGUUUUUCGCUGGGCGAUUCGUCCAUGGCCUACUACUACACGCCAGCUCUCCCUGCUGACCUGAACAAGGGCUAUGACACCUUCCAGAAGCUCAAUGAUGUCCCGGAUGAGCACUUGGAUGCUUUACUUGAUACCAUUGCUGCUCACGAGAAAGAAACAGAAAAGAAGUGUGAUGUAGAUAUCAUCACAUGGAGAGGAAUGAUGACCAAGAUUUUAACGGCUCCAUUUGAUAAUAUGAAUGGCUUCGAGAUGAAUGCAACUCUUUUCCAGGGCACCAUAUUCAUCGAAGAAAACAACGAGUACAAGAACCAACAGAAGGAGAUCCAACGAAAGCGGGGAUCGCCACCUGGAAUGGCACCCCAGGAGCUCAUGAUGUAUUGGGGCUACAAAUUUGAGAACCUGGCAGUACUUCGGAAAACGUGGGACGAAUCAACCCGCGAAGAGAUCGAAGGUCGCGAGAACGAAAUCGUCAAUAACGCAGCACAGUACUGUUCCGUCGUUCGUACCGGCAUCGGUAGCGUGCGUAUGAUUCUCGGUGGGGAAGUUGAUGCCAUCUGGGAUAGCAAGCCAUCGCGAAAAGAAGAUCCCAUUAACUGGGUUGAGCUGAAGACAUCAGCUCAGAUUCGCAAUGACCGCGAUAUGCUAAAGUAUGAGCGGAAAUUGCUCAAAUUUUGGGCACAAUCAUUCUUACUCGGUGUUCCUAAGAUUAUUGUGGGGUUCCGAGAUGAAAAUGGCAUCUGCCGUAGCUUGGAGGAACUAGACACAGCUAGUAUUCCUGGGAAAGUGUUGAGUGUCGGCCGGCGGACUUGGGAUGGGAACGUCUGUAUCAAUUUCACGGGUGCAUUUUUAGAAUGGCUUAAACAGACUAUCAAUCAGGAAGGGACGUGGAGAAUUCGGAAGAAGGAGAAGUCUUCGGUCAUCGAGGUCUAUCAAGUUGAGGAACAGGGACAUGGUGACAUUCUCUCGCCCGCUUUCAAGGCCUGGCGUUCAACUACGAACCCGAGUUCGUGA